This is a messenger RNA of Poecilia reticulata (guppy), 4721 nucleotides long. RefSeq names its product ubiquitin-conjugating enzyme E2H (UBC8 homolog, yeast) (gene ube2h). The record is from RefSeq and is a predicted model, not a curated record. Lineage: Eukaryota; Metazoa; Chordata; Actinopteri; Cyprinodontiformes; Poeciliidae.
AAUUGUUUGCUUACCUAUGAAUUCAUAAAACAUGAAAACAUUUGGGCUGCUUCUAGCACUUUUGGCCCUGGACAGUAGUUUCCAGUCUAGAAACUACAAACAUGGCCAUAUUUGGUGGCGUUUCUAGUCGCACAUAUAUGGCGUAAUUCGCGGAGGGAUCCCUGCUUGUCAGAACCAUGGUGAGAUCGCAGAGAAGGCAGUGAACAGGAGAUCUAACGUAUAGCUCAAACCCUCAAUAGGACGGAGACACUUCACCGUGAGGAGGUUCUGUCGUGAACAUCUGGGAAAACAAAUGUUAACUUUCGGAUAGUAUCGACCGCUAGACUGUCUAGCGUUCCUGGGAGCUGGCUUUCAGCUGACUUACUGGCGUUCUGCGGUGGAAAUAGCACAAAAAAUGUCGUCUCCGAGUCCGGGUAAAAGGCGAAUGGAUACCGAUGUGGUGAAACUCAUCGAGAGCAAGCAUGAAGUCACCAUCCUCAGUGGACUCAAUGAAUUUGUAGUGAAGUUUUAUGGCCCACAAGGAACGCCGUACGAGGGAGGCGUGUGGAAAGUGCGAGUAGAUCUUCCUGAUAAAUACCCAUUCAAAUCGCCAUCCAUAGGAUUCAUGAACAAGAUUUUUCAUCCCAACAUUGAUGAAGCGUCAGGAACAGUGUGCUUAGAUGUCAUCAACCAGACAUGGACAGCUCUUUAUGAUCUGACCAACAUCUUUGAAUCGUUCCUGCCCCAACUGCUGGCUUACCCAAACCCCAUCGACCCCCUUAACGGCGACGCAGCUGCCAUGUACCUUCAUCGGCCAGAGGAGUACAAACAAAAAAUCAAAGAGUACAUUCAGAAAUAUGCAACAGAGGAAGCUCUGAAGGAGCAGGAGGAAGGGACGGGUGACUCUUCAUCUGAAAGCUCCAUGUCUGAUUUCUCAGAAGACGAAGCCCAGGACAUGGAGUUGUAGUAAUAAAGGGUUCCCUCCCAAUCACUCCCCUUCCUUUAACCCCCAAACCCCCCACAGAGACUAUAUUUGAUUUCCUAACCACGAGAAAGCAGACUUAUAAUAUUCAUAUUUAAACAAGUUGAUUUUUUUAUUUUUAUUAUUACGACUAAACAAGGAUUUUUAUGGAUAUAUAGCCUUUGGUGUGUUUUGACAGACGCCCCUUCUCCUCUGUAGUCGUUCUCCCCGAUAGCGUUCACAAUCUCUGCUGCAUUUGUUCGAUGUUGUAAAAUUCCUCCCUCCACCCGAAGCGUCCCGUUUCUUUGCUUAGACUUUUUUUUUUUUUCUUUCUUUUUAAAUUUGACACAGUCAUUUUCCUCCAUGCAAAUUGGCAACGUGUCGGGUUGCUCUUUGAAGGCGAAAAGUGCUCCCAUUUCCUCCCAAGACAGUAUUUGUAAAAAAAAAAAACAAAAACAAAAAAAACUUGAUAACUUUUGAGACAAAAGUUGGCUUUGCUUGCAAAUUUGAAACGAAAUCCGUUCUGCGUAUCCCUCCACCGUCCCUCUCUGCUGUGCUGGUUGCGUUGCGCACAACUGUUGCAAACUAGAGCAAGUAAGGGGGGGGGGAACGAUGCUUCUGUUUUAUUCAGGUUACAAAACUCUUAUUUUAAGGCACACAGCCCCAGUAGACGCUCAUCGAUGAAUGCAGAAUACGUGCUAAGCAUAUCUCUGGUAACAUAUACUAAUGAAGAAGAAAAGUCUGGAAUAAUAAGGUCUGUUUCGGUUUAAGUGCUGUGUCGGAUGUUACAUAUUUUUUGUUUUAGUCUUUUGACCGUCUUGGUGUUUAAAAGAAGAAAGGGAAAAAAAACAGGCAAGAUAUUGCAGAACAAAUGAAUGCCUGUCUGACUACAGGGUGACAUGGAUUGCUCUGGGUAUAUCUGGUUUAAGCGUAUUUAGUAAAAAAAAAAAAAAAAAAAGUCUGUAAUAUAAACUAUAUUUUGGCCUGUUUUUUUUUUUUUUUAGAAUAAAAUUAUUCUUAUUAGUCAGAAAGCAGAUUGUCCUUGUUGCUAAAAACCAGCAUGAAAGGGAGUUUUAAACUUGUGAAGCAUCCCAGGCCCAAUGAUCUUUGAGUUUUUGGGUUGAAAAUGAGGAGCGCUUUUUGUUUUUUUGUUUGUUUGUUUUUUUUUUUUUUUUGGUCGCUACAUACAGGUUAGUCCUUCUCACAUUCCACUGCUGCGCUCUAUACCCUUUGUAAUCGGUCUGACCUGUGCUGCGUUACCUAACAAGAGGCAGUCUGCUUUUACUAAGAAGAAGAAAAAGACAUUUGGAGGUCGGGGGGGAAAUGUAUGUAGAAAUCGGUCUCCUUAAACUAAAACAUCUCAGUGUGGUAAGUAAUGAUGCCGAAAGAACAUUACAAGUGCAAACAGAAGUUGUUUCUAUUACCCUAAACUUUUAUUACCUGUACUCUUUAAAAGAAAAAGAAAAAUCGUUCACUUUGUGAUAAAAAUAUUGAGGUUUUUUUUUUUUUUUUUUUUUAAAUAAAGUGUCUGUAUACUGCAUUUUGGCUCUGACUUCCUAACCCGCCCCCCUCCCAAAAAAAAAAAACAGUUUGAGCCAAAACAUUAACUUUUUGAUGCUGAUCAGGGUGAAAAUUGGUGCAAAUCCAGAAAACUGACAUAUUUUGUAGCUCUGGUUCCCAGGAUGAAAAAUGCAUGCUUUCUGGGAAGUCAUCACAUCACCUUCAGUCUAAGCUCCCCUUCCCUCCUCUUCUGUGCCUCAUCAUUGCAUCAAAAAACUCAGCAAAAACUCAUGUUUUUAAGAAGCCAUGGAGACGACUUGUUAUAUUCUGGAGAAGCACAUCGUUUUAACUCUUCCUCCUUUUUCUUUUCUGGGUGCGAGUCCAUUGUGUUGUCUUUGUGCGUCGACACAAAAUUCAUCUGGAGCGCUCCAGGUUUUCUUAUAGCUAAUGUUUGAAGUAAUCUUUGUUUCUGUUCUGCGUUGUGGUUAACCAUGUUUCGCCUAGAAGGUAUUAAAGAACAAAAGCAAGCUGGAAAUCAUGCAGGAAUUGUUGAGCUGUUUUUUUGUUUAUUUUUUGUUACGUCAGGAUAGAUAGGUUUGUCGUUUGGUAAACCUACAAAUUAGGUUCCUUUAGUCUUGGGUUAUUUUCACUCUCUCAUCUAACCGUAUAGACGCACCCACUCGAGCUUGUACAGCGAUUUCACACUAGGCAGGUUUUAUUUUUUUGAGCUGUAGCGCUUGUGACAGAUCUGACUUGUACAGAAAGCAGAAAUGUGGCUCGGGCCUUUCUUCUGUCGGGCUGUUUUUGUGCUCUCGGACAUCCACUCGUUCGAAUGUAGAGGCAUCCCUUUUGUUUUCAGUUUGUAAGAGAAUUUUUUUAUUUAUUUUUUUUUAAGGUGUUUUAAUUUCUCUCACCUGCAGCUGUGUGGCUUUUGGUGAAAGCUUUCCUUUCCGAGAUGUUCCACGUGUUCCCUUCUAGUUUACGUACGGCUUGUGACACUUGGCUUGGCCAUCCUAGGAAAAAUAUAUUUUUAAUAUACAAGCUGAUUUUAUCAUGCAAACGUCUUAAAAAAACAAACAAAAAAAAGUAAAAAAAAAAAAACAAAAGCUAUUAAAACCAUCUAGAGUGGAAAUGCACCAGUCGGUCAGCCAGAAAUUGGAAUCUGCAAGUUUCCUUUUGGUCAUUCUCUCAUUGUCAAAUACUGAAAUCUCCCCUCCUAAUUAAAUUUCUAAAAUUAAGACUGAACAUUUUUGUCAUAAAAAUGCAUCGGUGCAUUUAUUUAAGUUUAACUGAAAUCGGAUCAAACUUGGAGUCACAUUCAUUGUCGCAUCCAUGAGGAUAAUCUUGUAAUUCUUUCAUUUUGCGUUGGAUUCAAAAACUAACAUGUCUAUCAAACAAUUUGCAACGCUGCUUUUUUGGCCUCGGAGGUCAUUUUUAGUGGCUGGGAAAAGCCUGAUGGAUGCAUCUCUACUUCAGAGACAUUGUUAUACCGGAGAGCGCCGAGGUUGGCGUGUUUCCAGAAAAGAAUCGUUAAAAAUAAGGUCGACUUCCCCAAAUACGAGAAAUGACUUCAACUUUUCUGGCACUUUGCAUCCGCUGAGCGUUAAGGCGUCUAGUGUUGACCUGAUGUUGGUUCCCAUCUUGGAGCUUCUUGGCUGUUGAGGACCGUAAUCUGUGCUCGCCUGCGCACCCGGCUGGAUAAAACGACGAGGAGCUUAAGCCAAACUUCAAAAGCCCCUACUCUUUGUUAGCACAACCGAAGAGUCGUCUGCACAAAAAGAUCCCGCCUCUUUCUCUCUCUCACUCCGCUGUGUUGACUGUGUCUCCUUUUAGCAGUUGCAUGCUUCUCAGUGCGCACCUUCACUCAGUUUCUGGUGCUUGUGUGGAUUUUCUAACCCCUUCCAGGCACUCCUACCAUCAUCAGGCCCUUUUUAUCAAGCACACACUGCGUUGAACAUGUAAGUUUGAGGGGGGGGGGGAGAAAACAGAAAAAAAAAACUAUGUAUUUGGUACCUAUUGUGUGAUACUUGCAGCGUUUAAAAAGGCAGAAGGUUUUAUGUUUUGAUCUGUUUGAAGAAGUUCAUUCUGGUCUUAAUUUUUUCAUCUUAUUUUCCCUUUUUUUUUUUUUUUUUUUUUGCCCUCCCUCUCCCAUUGUGAAGUGGGCAUGCUUGUCAAAAAGACAAAUGCUCUCUGUUAACAGGCUUAUAAUCUCAUAAAUAGUUGUGUAUAAAAUAAACUGUUAUAACUUCUUUUUUUAAUAAAACAUUGAAUAUGUAUACGC